Messenger RNA from Rangifer tarandus platyrhynchus (Svalbard reindeer), 984 nucleotides. The record is from the annotation of a GenBank genome assembly. Lineage: Eukaryota; Metazoa; Chordata; Mammalia; Artiodactyla; Cervidae.
AUGGGGCCCUGCUCAGAAGACCCCCACCUCUACUGGGCCUCCAGGUUCCUGGGAUUCAUCAGCCUCCUCCUCAGUGUCUGCAGCACUGGGGUCAAGAGUUCUGGAGCACAUGGUUCUGGAGUUCAGGAUUCUGGAGCCCAUGUUCCCCUGCAGGGGAUCCAAGGAGGUUCUGUGUUGUUUCAUCUGACCAAGAAUCAAGAAGCUGACCCAGAAGAGGUCUCAUGGGGCUUUGGCCCUGAGUCAAACUACAGAGUCCUGCUGCAAGUCCGCCGUGGGGCAGACACCCCAACUUGGGUCAGCCUCCAGGACAAGUACCAGCACAGGGUCCAUGUGCCCAAUGUGACAUCCCUGAGGAUUGAGAACCUGACCCGAGAGGACAGUGGGCAGUACCGGGCUCGAGCCAGCUUCCCUGGAGGAAGAGAACUUACCCAGGUUUUCCUCCUCACUGUCUAUGGAACUGUACCCCUUCCUGAGAUCCAUGUCAAGUCAGCAUCCAUCACACCAGGCUGGUGCAAUGUCACUCUGGAGUGCAGAGCCCCAGGGGAUACAGAGGACCUGAAGGUGAACUGGGAGAUCAAGGGCCUUCCCAGGGAGCUGGAGCAGAGAGUGACAUCAGAACUACCCUCCAACUCCUGGAACCUGACUCUGAACCUGCCCCUGAGCCAGCCCGCUGCCAGCUUGACCUGUGUGGUCAGCAACCAGGUGGACCAGAAAACUGCCACCUUAGACCUGGGGAAAGUCUGUGUCUCUGAUUCACCUAGAAACAGCAGUACUAAGACCCUGCCAGGCAUCAUAGGGGCUGUUGUGAUUAUGCUGUUGAUCCUCAUAAUUGGACUGUUCCUUUGGAAGACCUAUAAGAAGAAGAGGAAGAUGAAGACUGAAAGAGAAUUUCAGGGUGACCCCAGGGACAAUGAUGAGGCAGGAGACUUAAGCCCAAAACCUGAGAACACCAGAAAACUACUGACUACAGGGAGCAUUAAGUAA